Molecule: messenger RNA, 1011 nt
Organism: Saccharomycopsis crataegensis
Lineage: Eukaryota; Fungi; Ascomycota; Saccharomycetes; Ascoideales; Saccharomycopsidaceae
Product: PRCC domain-containing protein
Exons: 1
Coding region: 1-1011 (336 amino acids)
Source: RefSeq, a predicted model, not a curated record
AUGAAGGUUAGCCUGCAGAGUUUAAUAGGUGGUUAUAGUUCUGACUCCAGUAGCAGUAGUGAUUUUGAAACACAAAGGGCUCAAGAGAAAGGAGAACAGGAAGAGACCUUGUCAGUGAAGAGGCGGAAGUUGCAUGAAUUGAAAUCAUUGAAAGAGAAGAAAGAGAAUUACCAGAGAGCAACAAAUGAAGCUUCAAAAGCUACUAAGGCAAAUGAUGCUAGUGGAAUUAGGAACCCUAUAAGUAUAUCUUCUUUCCUACCGCCACCAAAAAACAAUAAUAAGAGACCAUUAAUAGAGAAUGAUGACGAUAAUAAUAGUGAGAAGAAGAAUUUAGGAGCGUCAUUGAGUUACAAAACAAGAACCCUUGGAGGUGCCAUCAAGAACCAAUUCAACGGUGUCAGUGUGCGAGAUAAAGAGACUGAGUAUUUCACCGACGAUGAACUAGAUGAGAUGCCCGAGCUGGAAAUCAAAAGCUCAGUCAAUGUUACUUCUUUCUUACCUAACUCCUUAUUGCGUAAAAAGAAGAGCAAAAAGCAGUAUUCACCUCCAAUUACCACCAAAAGUGGCUCAAAAAGUAAUUUCAGUAUCGACUCGCAUAGUAUAUUCCCUUCAAAUCAUCCUUCAGUCAGCACGCCCAGAGAAAAAUCACUGUCUUUGAAUUAUGCAUCUCUCGAAUCCAUUCCUAAACCUCCAAUUCUUGAUCCAAUAACGUCUGCUCCAGGCAAUGAGCCAAUAUCAAAUGAGAACUCCAUGAAAUUGAAAAUUCCUGAAAAUUCCAAUGUGUUGGAAUUUAAUAUGGAUGAUUUCUACAAGGAAAAUAAUGAGCUCAUUUCCAAAGGUGCUGUUCCCACAGCAAUUAAAGAUGUUAAAACAUAUAAUGCUAACAGUAAGAACCAAUUGAGCUCUUUGAUUAAGUUCACAAAUGAUGAAGAUAAUUCCAUUGCAUUACAGGAAAAAUUCAAGAAAGAAAAGAAUAAUCAAAGGAAAAUCAGGGAAAAAUACGGUUGGUAA